AGUUCAUGAGUUGUCAAAUCAAAAACCUUCAAAAAAAUAACCUAUCAACAAGUGGUUCAAUUUGAAAUUUGAAUAGAACUUUCCUUCCUUUUUACAAUAAAAAUGACUGUGAUAGUAGUAGAAAAUAAAGAUAAAGUUAUAGAAAAGCUUUGUGAGCUGAUAGAACGUGCAGCAAAAGAAAGUAUUGAUAAAGGGGAUGUGUUUUUAAUAGGUGUUUCUGGCGGAUCACUGGCAGUAUUCCUUGAAGUUGGUCUACCUAAAAUUAAGUCAGAUUUUUCAAAAUGGAGGCUAUUUUUCUGUGACGAAAGAGUUGUACCUGUAGAUAAUCCCGAUUCCACAUAUGGACUGUACAAGAGGGCUCUGGUGGAUUCGGGGCUGCUUGGCUUAAAGCCAGAUCAGUUUGUGCAGAUCAAACAAGGUGUUCCAGCCGAAGAAGCAGCCAUCGAUUAUGAAAAUCAACUAAAAAAAUUCUUUCCAUCUCAACAACUACCCCAGUUUGACAUGCUAUUGUUGGGUAUGGGUCCAGACGGUCACACCUGCUCUCUAUUUCCAGGCCACCCACUGUUAUCGGUCACAGACAGAUGGAUUGCUCCUAUCACUGACUCACCGAAACCACCUCCAAGUAGAGUGACCAUGACUUUUCCAGUAGUCAAUAAUGCUAGAGUAUGUGUUUUUGCUACAGGCGGUAAAGAGAAAGCUGACAUGAUAAAGAAAGUACUAGUAGAUCAGGAUGAACAACUUCCAGCUGCCAGAGUAAAACCACAUUCAGGUGCAAUCUACUGGAUUGUAGACCAAGAUGCUGGAGUCCAUAUAAAGAAUAAAGUUUAAUUUGUAUAUAGGUAUUUUUAUACAUUGUUAAUGUUUUAAAAUAAAUAAGAAACAAUU
Molecule: messenger RNA, 885 nt
Organism: Diabrotica virgifera virgifera (western corn rootworm)
Lineage: Eukaryota; Metazoa; Arthropoda; Insecta; Coleoptera; Chrysomelidae
Product: 6-phosphogluconolactonase
Exons: 4
Coding region: 103-828 (241 amino acids)
Biological process (GO): carbohydrate metabolic process; pentose-phosphate shunt
Molecular function (GO): 6-phosphogluconolactonase activity
Source: RefSeq, a predicted model, not a curated record